AUGGCAUUCAGACCCACCUUCUUCUCCUCCUUCCUCCACAACCACGCCCCAUCUCCCUCCUUAUUCUCCCGUAACAUCCGCACAUUCCACGCCCGCCCAUCUUUCACCCCUCGCGCCGUCGCCAUCGCCCGACCACACCCUUCCCAAUCCCGAGCAUUCUCGCCGUUGGGCCUCGGUAUCGCUGCUUCUCUGUCUCUCUUCACCCUCUCUUAUAGCCUUCCAUCCAAGGCUGUCAAAUGCGAGCAGACCAAUGGCUGGCACGGAUCCUCUGCCGCCCAACAGCUGCCAACCCGAGCGAACGUGUCUGGUGAACCGAGGAGCAUUUUGGACGAGAAGAAGCCGCAGAGCAUUGUGAAUACCUACGAGCUCAGUUUCGGAGCUGUCUGUGGUAUCUGUGCCGGAGUAUUUGUCAAGAAGGGUGCGAAGGCUCUGGCAUUCUUGCUGGGUGGCGCGUUCGUCUUUCUCCAGUACAUGUCUAGCAAGUCGUAUAUCACUGUCGACUGGGCCAAGAUCGGUUCCAAGUAUGACUCUGCUUUCGGCACCAAGACACCUACCGGCGUUCGAGGGCCUACUAUCGGCAAGGUCUGGGGAGGCUUUGUUGACUUCGUCACCGCCAACUUCCAACAGCGGGCAAGUUUCCUCGCUGGCUUGGCCUUGGGUCUCCGUCUUGGAUAG
Cryptococcus wingfieldii CBS 7118 is the source of this 675-nucleotide messenger RNA. RefSeq lists its product as hypothetical. The transcript is spliced from 3 exons. The coding region runs from base 1 to 675 and encodes 224 amino acids. Gene Ontology annotation, cellular component: mitochondrial outer membrane. NCBI's taxonomy places the organism in Eukaryota, Fungi, Basidiomycota, Tremellomycetes, Tremellales, Cryptococcaceae. Gene Ontology annotation, biological process: autophagy of mitochondrion. The record is from RefSeq and is a predicted model, not a curated record.